AUGAUGGGUAACCAUGCUCGAGCGUGGUCUAUGGAUCAACAACUAUCAGAUGAAUACUUCGAUAUUCCAGAUAAUGAUACUUAUCAUGUGCUUGAUGAGAUUGCAACUGAUAUGCCACAUGUAGAAUCGGAAAAAGCAAUGGAAAUUUGGUAUCCAAAUAUUUUUAAUUAUCUGGAAUCUCCAACAUGUCUUCGUUCGAUGGAAUCGUAUCUACCACCAUGGAUUUUACCUAAUCAAGCAUUCAAAUAUAUUGAAAAAGAAGAAGAAGAAAUAGUACCAUAA
Messenger RNA from Rotaria sp. Silwood2, 282 nucleotides. The record is from the annotation of a GenBank genome assembly. Lineage: Eukaryota; Metazoa; Rotifera; Eurotatoria; Philodinida; Philodinidae.